Messenger RNA from Nicotiana tabacum (common tobacco), 1834 nucleotides. The record is from RefSeq and is a predicted model, not a curated record. NCBI's taxonomy places the organism in Eukaryota, Viridiplantae, Streptophyta, Magnoliopsida, Solanales, Solanaceae.
UUUUUCGAUGAACGCCACUGUGUGGAAGGUCCACUUAAGGGGAAGUACUAUAAGGUUUUCUUCAUUCAGAUGACUCGAACUCGUGAUCUUUGGUGAUCUCAAGUAAUGGAGACUCAUCUCAUUCAUUCCACCUCACUCUCUCAACUGCAAUAUAUACAUAUGAGAGUUCUCUGUUUGCUUAUAGUUUUCGAAAUUUUUUAUUUUGGAAUAUCAUCAGAGAAUAUCUGUUGAAACCUCAUUAGUUUUCCUGUUUUGAUAGGAUUGGUUAUUAUGGAAGUUAGUGUCAUUCCUUUAUUUCCUUCCUUUUUUGUGUGUGCAAGUAUUAAAAGUAAUACGGUAAUAAUGGUAACUGGCCUGCUAUAAUAUGUUAAACUACUACAGUUUUUUUUUAUUUGCAUUGCUAGUUUGUAUGACUUAAAUUCUUUAUACAUAAGAGGAAAAGAUAAGAAGAAAAUUGAUGUACACUCCAUUUUUUUUGGAUGCUAUAGUGAAGUGUUGUUAUAGAGGACAUAUAUUAUAAUAUAACAUAAAAGAUCGGUUCCGAGAAAAAAUUGACUUUUAUAAUAAACGGUUGUUACAUAAAAAUAUUUUUAUAAAGAGGUCUGACUGUACAAGCUUAUUAUGAUUUUGCUUUGAGAUAUCAAUACUUCUUCAAUUGCCUUCCAAUCUUGCUAGUGACAAAAUGUUUGGUUUAUGCAUAUUGCAGGGAACCUUUUUGCAUUUAUUUUAUUUGUGUCACCAAUACCAACAUUCAAAAGGAUCGUCGGAAGCAAGUCAACAGAACAGUUUUCUGGGCUACCUUAUAUUUACGCGCUCUUGAAUUGCUUCAUAUGUCUCUGGUAUGGAACACCAAUUGUAUCUCCUGGUAUUAUAUUGGUUUUCACAGUCAAUUCUGUUGGAGCAGUAUUCCAGUUCGUUUAUAUAAUUAUCUUCAUCAUAUUUGCAGAGAGGGAAAAAAAGUUGAAGAUGUUGGGGUUGUUGCUCGGUGUUUUUGCUGUAUUUGCUGCUGUAGUUUCCAUCAGCAUCUGUCUAUUUGAACCUCCGAGCCGACAAACUUUUGUUGGAUAUUUAUCUGUCAUUUCUCUCAUUUCCAUGUUUGCUUCUCCACUAUUCAUUAUUAAUUUGGUGAUCAGGACAAAGAGUGUUGAGUACAUGCCAUUUUACCUCUCUCUUGCAACUUUUCUUAUGAGCCUUUCUUUCUUUGCUUAUGGAAUGUUUAAGCAAGAUCCAUUUAUCUCUGUCCCAAAUGGAAUAGGAGGAAUUCUUGGGGUCAUACAGUUGGUCUUGUACUGGAGGUAUAGCAGACCCCAUGAGGAGCCAACAAGGCCUCUCCUAGAGUCCUAUGCAUGAUAAAAUACACCGGAAAGUGGUAAAUACUUACUCGCAUUCGGUGUUUAUGCGAAACUUAUAUAGAAGACACAUGUCUUACAUUCAUAGGUUUGGUAUAAACACCACGCUUGGCUAAUUUUUUCGCGUCGAGAAGCCAUCCAAAAAUUGCUUCUUUUAUAUUCUCAUUCUUUUCUUGUGUAACAAUCAUAAGUUGAUGUCCCAUUUGCGAUUUGUAUACCAAAGUGGUGUGAUUUGUUAUGUGCUCAACUUUUUUAUUGAGUGCAGCUAUUGUUUGACGAAAAAAUUCCAAGUUCUGAGCAAAUUUAAAGGAACACUUAGCAUGAACCGACAAAUUAGAGAGAAUCAUGUCGAAGUAACUUGGCAAAAUGCAAUUCUUCAAUAUGGGACCUCGCAAAAAGAACGUGUCUUUUAAUCUAAUUUUAUCUCUUAUUCAUGAAGAAAGCAAGUGUUGUACUCAUUACAACAGCAGCAACUCGGUGCACAA